This is a messenger RNA of Desarmillaria tabescens, 1575 nucleotides long. RefSeq lists its product as uncharacterized. NCBI's taxonomy places the organism in Eukaryota, Fungi, Basidiomycota, Agaricomycetes, Agaricales, Physalacriaceae. Bases 237 to 1544 code for a protein of 435 amino acids. The record is from RefSeq and is a predicted model, not a curated record. The transcript is spliced from 3 exons.
AGGGUGACCCUUUAUAUUCUCUCUUCCGUUCGAGUCUCAUUUUCGCACAAUGGAGGCGCCUCGUCCUUGGGUCCGUCCCUUUUUGGAAGAAUCGCCACCACUAGGUUCUGUCUGCCACCUCUUAUAACAAUGUUUUUUGCUGCGCCAUUUCAGACAAAGACAAAGAUAGACAACAACUCAAAUAAAAGAUUGACGGGCAGCCGAGCCGUCUUCUCUUCAAUUCUUCCCCUUCUACUAUGUUGACGCAUCACAAACUUUGCCAGCCCGGGCUUCACAUCUCAUCAUCCAGAUCCCCUACCGAAUAUUAUUUCGUUUACAACGGCUUUCUUCCAGCUUCCACGACCAGAAUCUGGGAAUGGGAUUACUCGUCGGAAACGCCACCCUAUUUCCUCGACUUCUUCGCCGAUUUUGGAGGCGUUCAGUGUAUUGUUCGGCCAGGAGAUUGCGUCCACUUGCUGGGCUUCCGCUUUAAAGAUGUCGAGGAACUCAUAAGCAUUCUCGGAAGCCUCCCUGGAUUCCAACACGUAGAAAGGCUUAGUCUCGAGCAGCUGUAUUUCGACACCCACCCGUCAAUGGCUGGCUUGACAAACGCGUUUCGAGAUCCGCGCCUUGGGAGGAUCAAAGAGCUCACAGUCCAGCUCUUCAACGGGCCCGCAGUAGAAUUCUCCACUCCCGUGCUUAUUACGCUCCUUGCGCACUGCUGCCACCUCAAGUGUGUCCACUUUCGCGGGUGCGGGGUCUCUUAUAGCAAUAGCGGUGGUUUGACUACCUGUGAAAUGUGGAAACACUGGCUCUCUCUUUCACGCGACAAACCCUAUGCCGUCGUGAAAGAGCGCGGUAUCGAGACGAUCAGCUUCGAAGGCGUGGACUGCCAGCGUACGGAGGAUGUACUGGCUUUCAUGUCCGCUGCCAACUCCCCGUUCCAUAUUGAACGGUUACGCUGUCUUUCAAUCCUCUGCCUUACAGACUACGAAAAACCCUCCCCCGGGCUUUGCGCGUUCCUAGAACAGAUCCUCAUAAGGGUUCGCAAAUGUCUCGAGGAGAUUCGGCUAUGUUUUCCCCUGAGGAAUGACUUGGUUGCUCUACCUCGGCUUCGUAUGCUGGGGUUCUACGUCAGAAAGAAGACCGAACAUGGCACGGAGCUCUUGCAUUGGGCUACUAAACAGUUGGCGAAGGAGCCUAUGGCCCCAUCCAUCGAGGUUGGUUUCGUGUCUCCAGUGUUGAGGUGGGGCUGGCAGGAUGAGCUCCGACGACACAACGCCGAAGAUCUGAACGCACUAGAUCUUGCCGGCUUAGUGAAGAGAAGGAACAACAUGAACCAGGACAAAUACAGACAAGUGUUGGAUCUUCUGUCGUCGUUCGACGGCUUGGAUGGCGUUAUAGCUUCUAGAGUCGCGCAAAGAAUGGUGACAGACUUGCGGAUCAUUGGUCCUAGCCGAGGCGAUUCCGGUUUGGACUGGGACGAGAAGCUGCGAGGUGCCCUGUUCCCUCGAUCUGGGGAUAAAUUGCAACUUGGCCGGGUUGCUCCGAGUGUGUAUCAUUAAUGAACGAGUAUGAGAAUGCCAUACAGCAGUG